AUUUCACUAUAAUCCCUAUCUAAAACCAAACACCGUCAUCCAUCAUUUCAAACUAAGCCUCUGACUGCCCUCCUCAACUUUUCGCGCAGCACAGCAAAACGAGACUCGACAUGAACCAGUUCACCCUCGUCGCCGUGACCGCCGUGCUGGUGGCGAUCUACCACAACUACUUCGCGCCGCAGCCCACAGUAUGGGUGGCACCCUCACAGCUCAAGCUUACAUAUUUUGCUGGGCCCGGCCGCGCUGAGCUGUCGCGCCUGAUCUUAUCCGCCGGUAAUGUGUCAUUCGAAGACGAGCGUCUGGACCGUGAUGCGUUCUUGGCGAUUAAGCCCACUCUGCCGCUCGGCCAGGUUCCGGUGCUCGAGGUGGACGGCACCACAUAUAGCCAGAGUAUGGCCAUCGCUCGCUAUGCCGCCAAACUCACGGGCCUGUAUCCGCAGGACCCACUCGAGUGUCUGCGCGUGGAUAUGGUGUCCGAGUCACUCAUUGACGUCAAGACGCUUAUCUCGGAGAUCACUUACCGCACGCCGGACGAGGCUGCCAAGACCGAGAAAAGCAAGAAGUUGCUAGAGGAAAGCGUACCCAAGACGCUCAAGUUGCUCGAAGGAUUCAUCCAGAAGGGGCCCUUCUUCUUGAACGACAAGAUGACGUACGCAGAUCUGCAGGUCUACGACCUGACCAAGAAUGGACUCAGCAGCUUCGCGGGCUUUUCGUUGAGCAAGUACCCGAAGCUCGCAAAGCUCGUGGGCAAUGUGGAGUCGACUCCCAACGUGGCGGCUUAUCUGGCUAAGCACCAGAAAUAAGGGAAAGAAUAGGAGGUGGAGACGUAUCUGCUUGGAAUAAAUUUGCUCGUCACUGACAAGCAAAAUUGACAAGUUGUCAGGCGCUGGCCUGUAGUGUACGUGUCAACUUUCGUGGUUGUACCGUAAAUUACGACCCGUAAUUUACCUUUGAAAAUAAUGAUACAGAUUACGCAUCACAUACUGUAAGUAGUACCGUAAGCGACGGUUCGAAUGCGUUACGCAAUCGUGUCUCGGACGCGUUGACGA
Messenger RNA from Phytophthora nicotianae INRA-310, 1049 nucleotides. RefSeq lists its product as hypothetical. The record is from RefSeq and is a predicted model, not a curated record. The transcript has a single exon. Bases 111 to 803 code for a protein of 230 amino acids. Gene Ontology annotation, molecular function: glutathione transferase activity. Lineage: Eukaryota; Oomycota; Peronosporomycetes; Peronosporales; Peronosporaceae. Gene Ontology annotation, biological process: glutathione metabolic process.